AUGCACAUCUUCUUUGCUGCAUUUUCUUCGUAUUUGAUUUCAGGGGCAAUUGAUACCUUUUGCAUUACACUGAAUGAGACUUGAGCUUCAGUUUUUGUUGCUGAUAUUAGUCUUGCAGUAUUUUUCCAAGAAUUAAGAGAUUUGAGUAAAUUGUAUUUAACUGCGUGGGUUAAGUUUGUAAGCAAAUCUUUGAUAUUCUUUGAGUGGUCCACAAACUCAAGCUGAGUUGUAGGCUUAUUUAAAAUUUCGAAUACUGGCCUAUUUCUUGGAGCUGAUCUGACUUUAACUGCCUUUGUCUUUCUCUUAGCAAUUGCUGUAUUUUUCUUAUGAUGGUUUAUUUUCCAUCUAUUAAUAACUUUUUGAAGAUUUCCUCUGAAAAUUCUAGCUAAAUUAUAA
Messenger RNA from Blepharisma stoltei, 396 nucleotides. NCBI's taxonomy places the organism in Eukaryota, Ciliophora, Heterotrichea, Heterotrichida, Blepharismidae. The record is from the annotation of a GenBank genome assembly.